AUUAAUAAAAGCAUGCCUCACAAAUGAGGCUUUUAGGGAUAUUUAUAAUAAUCCUAAGCAUGUCAAGCACGUCUCUGAUUAUCCAACCGGUUAGUACUCUGACCGGUCUCUUAGCUAGAUUCCGAGAGCGGAAGCAAUAGCCUGACUUGCCGACCUUCCCAUCCUGACCGGUCAGACGGACCGGGUUGAAAGGUCCUGAGUUGUCAUUCCUGGUACCACCCAGGUCGGCCGGAUUGGCCACGAGUGGUUCACCCAGCUGGUGAAGUCCACGGAUGGAGGCCAUGCUGGUAGAGUGCCGGAAGGAGGCCAAGGCUACCUUUGAGAAGGCGGAGAAGUCGGAGGAGAAGCUGGUCGAGCAUUGCGCGGCCUACCGCAAGCUUUAUGCUAAGCAUGAAGGAUUGAUGAAGGCUGGAAAGGAGGCCGACGAGCAAGCUCAAGAGAAGAUCCAACGACUUGAGGCUGAGAACGCCCGGUCGGCUGAAGAGAUAGCCCAGCUUGAGGAUGAGCUGGCAAAGGAGCGUGUAGAGCGAGCUGCCCUUGCUGCUACCUGGGCCACUCAAGAGCCGGAAGAUUUCGCUGCUCGAGCUCUGCCUGACCGGGAGAGAGCCAUCCGCUUCUUCCAAGGUCUAUACAAGCACAAAAUCUCGGCCGGGAUUGUGGAUGAGAUUGGAACCUUUGGCUUCGAUAGCGGUCAGUACGAUGAGCGUCGGGCACUCUACGGUAUCCUCGAGCAGCGAAUCAAAGGAUUUCAGCCCAAGGCUCUCUCUCUGCCCGAGCUUCACGACGAGGCACCGGUUCUGCCUUUCCCCGGGAUCUGAUUUCCCGGCCUUCUUCUCUUGUAAUUUUUUGUUUUUGGAUGUAAUGAUAUGCCACCGGGCACUUUUUUGUAAGACUUUUACAAUAUUAAUGCUAGCUUCUGUCUUCAUAUCGUGUGCUGAGUGCUUGAAAUGUUUAUUCUUUCCAACGUAAAAAUGUUAACCGUGCAAAUUAGUAAGUAGCAGCCGGGCAACAAUUACUCGGUCAAAUAUACAGUUUUAACCCAG
Messenger RNA from Cuscuta campestris, 1043 nucleotides. Lineage: Eukaryota; Viridiplantae; Streptophyta; Magnoliopsida; Solanales; Convolvulaceae. The record is from the annotation of a GenBank genome assembly.